GACUGUUACGAGAUUUGGCUGGUUGAGAGGAAGAAAGUAAUAUGGUGUGAAGAUAGUGAGGAGGAGAGGAAUGGGCAUCCACGGUCUCCUGCGCGAACUUGGCCCGCCACCGCGCAUCUCCCUCGCCAAGCUCUCCGCCGACCACUACGCCACCCACUCCCGCCCACUCAUCCUCGCCAUCGACAUCAGCAUCUGGCUCUUUCAAAUCCAGUCGGGCAAAGGUGGCUCCAACCCGGCCUUGCGUACUUUCUAUUACCGCCUUCUGCGUCUACUAACCCUCAACAUCUGGCCGCUGUUCGUCUUCGAUGGCCCCAAUAAACCCCUCUUCAAGCGCAACAAGAAGGUCGGCGGGCCUGGCGUCAGAGUCGCAACGGUACCGGAGUUCUUGGCCAAGCAGCUGUUGAAGGAGUUUGGCUUCCCUUGGCACAUAGCACCUGGUGAGGCUGAGGCAGAAUGCGCGCUGUUGCAGCGCGAAGGCGUGGUGGACGCCGUGUUGAGCGAGGAUGUAGACACGCUCAUGUUUGGCUCCGGCGUGACGUUCCGGAGUUGGAGUGCGGAAGGGAGCACAACGAAAAGUCCCACGCACGUCUCGGUGUAUCGAGAAGAAGAAACGAAGCAACGCAGCCGAGGCUUGGAUAGGGACGGCAUGAUUUUGGUGGCCCUGAUGAGCGGUGGCGAUUACCUACCGGAGGGCAUACCUGGAUGUGGACCGAAGGUGGCCUGCGAUGCUGCACGCGCUGGGUUUGGGAAGGAACUGUGUGCUCUUGGGGCGAAGGAUACAGCAGGCUUGCGGCUAUGGAGGGAGAGGCUGCAGCAUCAGAUCCGCACAAACGAGGCGAAGUACUUCAGCAGGAAAAAUGGCAGCUUCACCAUGCCCGAGAAAUUUCCGAAUCUGGAGGUGUUGGGCUACUAUACCCAUCCUUGUGUGUCCAAACAGGACAAGGUGCAGAAACUGCGCGACGGCUUGAAGUGGGAUCAAGACAUUGAUUUUGCCGCGUUGAGGACUUUCACAACUGAUGCCUUCGACUGGCGCUUCCGUAACGGCGCGAAGAAGUUCAUCAAGAACCUGGCGCCAGCUAUGCUCACGCGGCAGUUACGGAUGACCACAGACCAACCGACUCCGGAAGCUCAGGCAGAAGCUGAAGGCAAGCUUGUCAAGGCCGUACAUGGCAGGCGCAACCACAACAGCACGGAUGGCACGCUCGAAUAUCGCGUCUCUUUCAUACCGGCACGCCUUGUCCCGAUCGACCUUAGUAUGGAGGAAGAAGAGGACGAAAUUCGCCCUGCGGAUCCCGACCGAGAUGCAGAAAGCGAGCUGGAUGACGACUUCACUUCUAUACCACUUUCGGUGGCCAGCGGAGACGAAACUGAGUCGGGGGCUCCAGCAUCCCCAACCAAGAAACGACAGUACAGACCGUACGAUCCUGCGGCGCCCGAGAAGGCCUGGAUUAUCCGAAGCUUUUUGCAGGUCGGCUGUCCCUUGCUGGUGGAGGAGUACGAAGCCAGCUUUCGCGAUCCGAAGCAGUUCCUCAAGCAGAGACACAAGGCUAAAGCUGUGAAAGCAGGCAGUGGCAACCUACGUACUAAGGCAAAGCAAAAGAAGAACGCAAUCACUGACAUGCCGCACAAUGCGCUUAUGGCGUUUGCGAACAUUACGAAAGCGGUAUGCAUCAUUGAGCCAAGAGACCCGCUGAAGGAUGGUAUGUCGCAAGGUAACACGCAGCCUCGAGCAGAAGAGAUGGCCUCGGAAGCAGCAAGCGGGUUCAAGAUGCCAUCAAGGCAGAUUUCUGCGCGUUUGCUUACGCAUGCGAAAGCAGAUUUACCGGUAGAGCAGCCGUAUGGAACAGAAGAUCUGAGCGACACGCCUCGUCCAUUUGCUGGCUUCGCGGUCAAGCGUACGGUCGCUGCACGGUCGCCAAAAGGUACCGUUCCGAGGGCGAAAGAUCCGCGGGCGACACCAACCCGCCGUAAGAGACCGUCGCUGGACCUUUCUUCUCCAGCUACGAGCCAACGAACCAUCGCAAGCUACUACUCGCCAUCUCCCCACAAGGAGCAGCGGCAGCAAAAGAGAGAGUCCAACUUCAUCAGCCUAAUAUCUAGUUCACCAGCGAGGCCGGUCACGACGAGCACUUGGAUACCUUCUCCACCCAACCUGCGGCACGAAUUCGUGCGCUCGCCGUCCCCAGUACAGCCAGCAAUUAUUGCAUUGCGGAACCAAUCUGACAUAUACGACUUCUCUCCCGGUAAGCUACCGGAUAGUGUCACCAAGCGGCGCAAAAAAGGGCCUUUUAAACGGCACCAGACCGCUCCCGUGCUGGGUGCCGACGACGUAUUGGAAGAGAUCGUGCUUCUGCCUACAACUGGCUUGAGGUCAGUAACGCCGGAGCUGUUUGGUGAGAUCCAUACGGUUGAGGCAAUGGAUCUUGCGAGCCCGUCACCGGCACGGCGAAGUGGCGGCUUCUUGUUGGAGAGCGAUGCCAACCUGCCAAGUCCGAACCUCCUGUUUGAGGGUAGGGGUGAUCGUCUGACCAGACCGGCUGCAGCGAGCAGGGAUGUAGAAGAGAGACCGCCAUCAGCAAAUGAGACACCAGCGUCCAUUGACGAAGACAAGGCUAGGAAGACAAUCCCGCCAUACCGUCGAGUGACCGCCCAGGGUCAGCCAACCUCAAUUGUGACAUGCACCUCAAAAAAACAUCCGACACCGCGGUCACCGUCCGUGUCCAUCGCUCCUCGAUCUCUUCGACGCUCACCGCGCCAAGCACAGAAGAAGAAGGCUAUCCUUCUCCGUCAGAGCUUGGAAGGAGCGUGGAGGGAAAUCGAUGCGGAGACAUUGGAUAUGAGCGGAGAUGGCAGUGGAUGGAAGCCCAGUAAAGGACGAGCUGACAUUGUUGGCGUGGAUGGCAAAGCGAGGGCUUAUCGGAAGAGCGGCGUUGAUGUGCUGGACUUGACCGGAGCUUAAGGCUUAGAGUUCAGGUAUAUGUACUCCUUGGGGAAUUUUGUGGGUUUGAGACUUAGCGUUGGCGUUGGCGGCAGUUCAUCAUUGUAUCUUUUGGUCUUUGAUGGUACGCUCAAUACCUAGACCUGGUAGGCAUGCUCGGGGCAUUGAUAGUUCGAAUCGUUGGCCGAGUACGGGGAUUAUUAUCCUGCGACAAUGGCAGCGACAAUGACAUAGGAUGCGAGUAACCUUGAUACCGUCAUCCUGCAUUAUGCUCUUCAAUUCCUUCAGUCGCCGAUACUGAUGACUACGAGUAGAUACGAGGUCCAGAACAUGUCU
Baudoinia panamericana UAMH 10762 is the source of this 3274-nucleotide messenger RNA. RefSeq lists its product as uncharacterized. The coding region runs from base 71 to 2959 and encodes 962 amino acids. Gene Ontology annotation, molecular function: crossover junction DNA endonuclease activity; 5'-flap endonuclease activity. The transcript has a single exon. The record is from RefSeq and is a predicted model, not a curated record. NCBI's taxonomy places the organism in Eukaryota, Fungi, Ascomycota, Dothideomycetes, Mycosphaerellales, Teratosphaeriaceae.